AUGGCCAGCUCAUUGAAAAACAUUCAGAAAGUGUUAGUCGCCAAUCGUGGCGAGAUCGCGGUUCGAUGCAUCAAAGCAUGCAGAGAACUUGGUGUCAAAACGGUGGCCAUCUAUGCCGACGCAGAUGCAACAUCCUUACACACCGUGUCGGCAGAUGAAGCUGUUUUGUUGCCAGGCAGUGACCGUACUGCAUACACCGAUGGAGAUGCGAUCAUAAAUAUCGCCAGAACCCACAACGCAGACGCCAUCAUCCCAGGCUAUGGCUUCCUCAGCGAAAACGCAGACUUCGCCGCGGCCGCUGAAGCAGCCGGCAUCAUCUUCGUUGGCCCUUCGGUAACAUCGAUCAAGGCCAUGGGUCUUAAGCACGAGGCCAGGGAAAUCGCCCACCAGGCCGGCGUCCCCACGGUCCCAGGCACGACUCUCCUAUCUUCAGCAGCCGAAGCCCGCAAGAACGCCACACGCCUCGGGUUUCCCAUCAUGCUCAAGGCCACCGGUGGCGGCGGCGGCAUGGGUCUGCAGAUCUGCCAGGAUGAAGCGGAGGUAGAGAAGGCGUUCGAAACGGUCGUCAGCCGAGCGGACACUUUGUUCAAGAACAGCGGCGUGUUUCUUGAGAAAUACUAUCCGCGCUCACGUCACAUUGAGGUGCAGGUCGCUGGCAAUAGCGAAGCGGUCGUGUCAUUUGGCGAAAGGGAAUGUUCACUCCAACGGCGCCACCAAAAGGUCAUCGAGGAGUGUCCGAGUCCGUUUGUCGAUGCGACGCUGCGCAGGAAGCUCUGCCAGUCGGCCGUAGACUACGCGUCGCAGUUGAACUAUAAGAGUGUCGGCACCGUGGAGUUUCUGGUGGAUGAUGAGACGGCAGAGUACUUCUUCCUGGAGAUGAACACUAGACUGCAAGUCGAACACGGCAUCACGGAGCUGUGUUACGGGGUUGACCUCGUGCAUUUGAUGCUUCAACAGGCGGACUGCGAAAAAGCAGGGCUAGGAGGCAUCCCAACGGCAGAGUUGAUGUCGCUUGGGCGAGAGCAGCCCCUGGGCAGCGCGAUCGAGGUUCGUGUGUAUGCGGAAGACGCGCUCAAUGACUUUGCCCCGCGGCCUGGGCUUUUGCAGAGUGUGCGAUGGCCUGAAAGUGAGGGCGAUGAUGGGGUUCGUGUUGAUACGUGGGUCAAGGGCGGUCAGCGCAUCACGCCGUAUUACGAUCCGUUGAUCGGGAAGAUCAUGGUACACGACGGUCGGGGUAGAGAGCAGGCACGACAGAAGAUGAUUCGAGCGCUGAAGGGAACAACUCUUCAGGGCACGCAGACGAACCUCCAAUACCUCACCAAGGUCCUCCAGUCGGAGGCAUUCAUCCAGGGGAACACGCUGACCACCUUUUUGAACGACUUCGUCUUCGAGGCGUGCGCAAUACAAGUCCUGGAACCCGGCAUGAUGACAACCAUUCAAGAUUACCCUGGACGAGUGUCCGUCCGGCAUGGCGUCCCGAGGAGCGGGCCCAUGGACACCCUCAGCAGCCAGAUCGCAAACGUGUUGAUCGGGAAUGAGCCAGGGACAGAGCUGUUGGAGGUCACUUUGAUAGGCCCAGCGCUGCGCUUCUACGUUGAUGCUGUCGUGGCAGUAUGUGGUGGUUCUGUUUCUGUGACGGUGGACGAUGAGGAGCAGCCCAUGUGGUCUAGAUUCGUCAUUCGUCGUGGCCAGGUCCUAAAGCUCGGUCAACUGGGGGGGAGCGGUUUCAGAGCAUACAUCGCCAUCAAAGGAGGGUUUCCCGGGAUUCCUUCAUUUCUCGGGUCGAAGUCUACGGCGCCAGAACUUGGCUACGGCGGACUGGAAGGCCGCAAACUGCAGAUGCAUGACGUGUUGGAUCUGGCGGAGCAGUCGACUCAGUGGGCCGCCGAGGCAACGUUAUUUUCACUUCCCAGCGACGCUGUCCCCAGCCUCGAUAUUAAGCAGGUGUGGUGUAUGGAAGGACCGUACGGCGACAACAACAUCUUCACCCCUGCUGGACGAGCUGCGUUAUAUGAGGCUGCCUGGAAAGUGAAUCACAACAGCGGCCGCAGUGGCGUUCGACUGGCAGGACCGCAACUCGAAUGGGCGCGCUCAUCCGGUGGUGGAGGAGGGUCUCAUCCAUCGAAUGUCUUCGACUAUGGAUACCCCGUUGGUGGCGUCAAUUGGACUGGCGACUUUCCAGUCAUCUUCUCAGUCGACAGCCCUGACGCUGGAGGGUUUGCCUGCCCGUUGACCGUCUGCUCGGCGGACUUUUGGAAGCUUGGACAGCUGAAGCCUGGGGAUGAGAUUCGGUUCAGACCAACCACUUUCGAGUGGGCCAUGGUCAUGUUGAAGAGGCAAGAUGAAUAUAUCACUGCUGUGGCUGAGUGUGCCCAAGCGGGUCAAGUCACAGCAUCAAUCCCGGCUUUGUAUCCUGAAGAGUACAGCCAAGCUUCUUCGGGAUCGUCAACGAUGAGGGAAAUCCCUGCGACAGACUUUAAUCCCAAGACGAUCUACAGACAAGGAGGCGACUCUUCUAUUAUCGUGGAGUUCGGGACUCAGGUCGCUGACUUGCGCAAUACCAUCUGCGUCAGACUAUUGGCCAAGCAACUUGAGGACCGCCAGUUGGAUGGCGUAAGUUGGACUCCGAGCAUCGCAACUCUGACUAUCCACUUCAACCCCAAGAAGACAACACAAACCGAACUACUAAAUAUUCUGUCGGAGCUGCCGUGCGGACUCAACCAGUCGAGCAAUCAGAUGCCGGUGCGAGAGGUCCAACUGCCCAUCUGCCUCGACCACUCUGCCAUCGCGGAGGCUGUCCAGCGUUACAUGGAUAACAUCAGAAAAGAUGCCUCUUACCUACCGGAUAACGUGGAGUACAUUCGGGAAAACAACGCGCUUUCUUCCCGGCAAGCCGUUUUCGACGCGUUUCUGAACACCCCCUGGCUCACGGUAGCCGUAGGCUUCUACGUUGGUACUCCGUUUCUCUUCCCCCUUGAUCCUAAGUACGUGUACGUGGGACAAAAGUAUAACCCCAGCCGUGUCUUCACUCCAAGCGGAUCAGUCGGUCUGGGCGGUUCUCUUGUGGCCAUCUAUCCCGUCGCUGCACCGGGAGGUUACCAACUUAUUGGGCGCACCAUCGGCUGCUGGGAUGAGACGGGUAAUCGACCCUGUUUCGAGCCGUCCAAGCCCUGGCUGUUCCGUCAUUUUGAUCUGGUCAGGUUUGUGGAGGUUGGGGAGGAAGAAUACGACAAGCUGAAGCACGACUAUGACAUCGGGCAGUACGAGUUUACCAUCAGUGAGACUACGAUAAACAUGGACCAUUUCAUCGCCAAGUUCGACGCUGCAAAUCAGGAUCCGGCUCAUUUGGAGUGGACAAAGCGGCAGGCUGAAGCUAGCAAAAAGCUUGCUCAGCAGGAGACGGAGCUCUUUGUUGAGUGGCAUGCGGCCACUACAGCUUCGACCAACGGGGCUGCGGCGGCUGGUGGGGAGCCGGAGGAGCAUUCGAGUGUGAACGUUCUUCGGAUCAAGUCUCCUGUGAGUGCGAGUGUUUGGAAAGUGGAAGUUGAUGUGGGCGAUGUGUUGAAGAGUGGGCAGACAGUGGCUGUGUUGGAAGCUAUGAAGAUGGAGAUCAAGGUCAUUUGCGGAAAAGAUGAAGACGGGAUGGUCGUGAAGAGUAUCGUGAGUCCAGCGGGUACUAUUGUUAGCCCGGGAACAGUGAUACUAUCUGGAGCAGCUAUUGAGGGCUAG
Colletotrichum siamense is the source of this 3729-nucleotide messenger RNA. It is a transcript of the gene lamA, whose product is annotated as putative urea carboxylase. Gene Ontology annotation, molecular function: metal ion binding; ATP binding. Bases 1 to 3729 code for a protein of 1242 amino acids. NCBI's taxonomy places the organism in Eukaryota, Fungi, Ascomycota, Sordariomycetes, Glomerellales, Glomerellaceae. The record is from RefSeq and is a predicted model, not a curated record. The transcript has 2 exons.